Fraxinus pennsylvanica is the source of this 1317-nucleotide messenger RNA. NCBI's taxonomy places the organism in Eukaryota, Viridiplantae, Streptophyta, Magnoliopsida, Lamiales, Oleaceae. The record is from the annotation of a GenBank genome assembly.
AUGAUUUCAUCAUGGAGAAGGAAAAAAUCUGCACGUCAUGCUGCGAAAAAACACGAUUUGGAGAAGGAUGUAAGCAUGGAGGUGAGAAUCCCCGUCCAUUUUCGAUGUCCGAUAUCACUAGACUUGAUGAAGGAUCCGGUAACAUUGUCUAGUGGAAUGACAUAUGAUCGAGAUAGCAUCGAGGCAUGGUUUGAAGCCGGCAACUCCACUUGUCCCGUAACUAAUCAAGUCUUGAGAAAUCUUGAGCCUAUACCUAAUCAAUCCAUUAGGAGAAUGAUUCAAGAUUGGUGUGUGGAGAAGAGGUCUUAUGGUAUAGAGAGGAUUCCAACUCCAAGAAUUCCCGUAACAUCGGUCGAGGUUUUGGAGAUUCUCUCUAAAGUUGAGGCCGGUGGUGAACAAGAAUGCCGAGAAUUGGUCUUGAAGAUAAGGUCAAUAGCUAAAGAAAGCGAGCGAAACAAACGAUGCAUUGUGGCGAAUGGCACCGGCAGGGCCUUAGCGUCCAGGUUUGAGGCCUUUUCUAGAGAUUCUAUCGAUAAACAUGUCUUAAUCUUGGAGGAAAUCAUGUCUACUUUGACGGUAAUAUCACCCCUUGAUGAGGAAACAAAGCUUAUUCUUGGAUCAAAAUCAUCGUUACAUUGCAUAAUUUGGUGUUUGAGGCGUGGAAGCUUGUCGAGCCGAAGAAAUGCAGUAUUAACGCUAAGAUCGAUUAUUUCAUCAGAUCAACAAAAAGUUGUUGAUUUAAUCGAGAUCGAAGGGGCUCUAGAAUCCUUGGUGCAGCUAGUGAAAGAGCCCAUAUGCCCUACUACUACAAAAGCUUCGUUAUUAGCUAUAUACUAUGUGGUUUCGUCAUCAACAACAAAUUACAAAGACGACAUCAUAAAAAGAUUCGUGGACACAGGGUUGGUCGAAAUUCUAGUAGACACGCUCGUGGGAUGCGAAAAAAGCGUAUGUGAGAAGGCAUUAGGUGUUUUGGAUGGAAUUUGCAAUUCUAGUGAAGGGAGGGAAAAGGCCUACGAUAAUGCUCUAACUAUGCCUGUUUUAGUGAAGAAACUAUUACGCGUUUCGGAUUUAUCGACGGAGUUUUCCCUUUCGAUCAUGUGGAAACUUGGGAAGAAUGAGAAGAGGGAAGAAAGAGGGGUGGUUUUUGAAGCUGUAGAAUUAGGAGCUAUUCAGAAGCUGUUACUUCUCUUACAAGUUGGUACAAGUGAGAAAACAAAGGAGAAUGCGACACAUUUGUUGAAGUUAAUGAAGUUGUAUAGGAAUAGGGUGGAGUGCAUUGAUUCCUUGGACUUCAAGAAUCUCAAACGGCCAUUUUGA